Molecule: messenger RNA, 1714 nt
Organism: Malaya genurostris
Lineage: Eukaryota; Metazoa; Arthropoda; Insecta; Diptera; Culicidae
Product: cellular tumor antigen p53-like
Exons: 4
Coding region: 269-1555 (428 amino acids)
Biological process (GO): apoptotic process; regulation of transcription by RNA polymerase II
Cellular component (GO): nucleus
Molecular function (GO): RNA polymerase II cis-regulatory region sequence-specific DNA binding; DNA-binding transcription factor activity, RNA polymerase II-specific
Source: RefSeq, a predicted model, not a curated record
CAUUUUCUGACAGUCGACCGUUCGUCGUCCGGUUAAGCAGUCUUGUGUAAUACUUUAGUCUGCUUCUUCACUCUCAAGUGUCGUGGACCGUUUUGGUUCCAAAAAGUUGUGAAAAUUACUCCGUUAAAUAAUAACAGUGUGUGGCUGGAAGCAAAGUCGAUCCGGCUGAAACACAAUAGAAAUCAUAGGAAAAACAGUUGAAAAACGACGCAGAACGGCGGCGCUGGUCAAGCCAAGCCACAGGAAGGAUUCAUAGUUAUUGAGAAAAAUGGUCGACUCCAAGAAUCUGAAUGGUGACGAGUUCAAGGAAGAAGCAGAGCCAGGCAGUGACGAGGAGAUGUUUCCACUGACGGGAACUUCGCAACAAUUCGAGUUGAAAGAUUUAGACAGCCAAACGAUAGAGUUGUUCAACAGUCAGACGUACGCCGAUGAUGCAUGCAAAGUGCUUAACAACAACGAUUUUGCGACACAUUCCGAAGGAUUCGAACUGCCAGUGUCAGUCAAAAGUCUAGAAAGACUGGAACCAGGCCAAACGAUCGAUAUGGAAGUUUAUACGGCACCUGCUAAUGAAAAACCGACCUCCACCAGCCUGGAGCAUCUAAAGCAGUUUCCUGCGAUCGAUGCAAUGCUCUUGCCAUGGAUCAAUUUCCGUGUGAACCUUCCGAGUGAGGCAAGCGAUAAAACUAGCUGGAAGUAUUCGGAAGUAUUGAACAAGCUUUUCGUGAAGAUGGGCAACACAUGCUCGUUCAAUGUUUCGCUAGCGGCUGCCUCAAAAAUGAGCACCAUUGUACGGGUGAUGUUGGUAUGUUCGGCUCCCGAAGAGCAACACAAUCCGGUAUCGCGAUGCGACAAUCAUCGCUGUAAUGAUCAUACGGACAUUUCGGAUGACAUCAAAACACACGUAGUUCGAUGCAAAAAUGAACAGUUCAGUUACGUGGGCAACAAAGAAGGUAAACUCUUCGAGGAACGUCUGGCGAUACUGAUCCCGAUGGGACAAACGAACAAAACGGGAAUCACACUGGAAUUUGUCUGUCAAAAUUCCUGUCGCAACAUAAACCGCCGCUCGACAGCACUGGUUUUCACGUUGGAAAAUGAAGCGGGCCAAAUUCUGGGCCGUCAAGCAUUUCCCAUCAAAAUCUGCACAAACAUCAAACGGGACAUGCUGAACGAAGAGAAAGCUGAACUGGAGGAGAACAUCCGUAAGCGCAAGGCGGCACGUCCGCUGGAAAUGAGACGUGGCAAGAAAAUGAUGCGAUACCAUUCGGCCGGUCGACUGCAACAACCGGUGCUUCAUCAUAUAAAGGAAGAAUCGGGGGGCGCCCGACACUGUGAGCUCGAUCCGGUUACCGUACAGGUGACACUGCCCAACCGACGAAUGGCUAAGCGUAUGCUGGAGAACGUAAUCGGACACAUUUCGUCCGCCAUCCUGCGAACGUCCAGCGAACGCGACCGGACCCAACUGAUGCAGUACGUUCACGACAUCCGGCGCACGAAAUGUAAGCUAGAUGGCAUCGACGUCGACGACGUUGUCCUCGUCGCGUGGGAUUCUGAGUAACGCUUUUCUUUUGUUGGUUUACAGCCUCGAUCGGGUUCGUCAACAGUCAGAGUAGCGUGGACAGUGACAUUUGAUGGCGCGCGUGGCGAGUACCUACUUAAUGUUAACAUUUUAUGUAUGUUUGUUUAAUUUAUGAAGUGAUAGAUGUUUAAGUUUUAC